CCGCCCCCUCGACUCCCCGGCAGCUCUGCGGGAGGACGCCGGGCGCAGGAGGCAGAGUUGAGCAGAGCGAGCGCCGCACACCCCGCCGUGUCCCGGUACCCGUCCUGCCCGCCGCACAAGCAGCGCAGCCUCUCGCCGAUUGUAUGGUCCAGGCCUCGAUGAGGAGCCCAAACAUGGAGACGUUCAAGCAGCAGAAGGUGGAGGAUUUUUAUGACAUUGGAGAGGAGCUGGGGAGCGGCCAGUUUGCCAUCGUGAAGAAGUGCCGGGAGAAGACCACAGGGCUGGAGUAUGCGGCCAAGUUCAUCAAGAAGAGGCAGAGCCGGGCCAGCCGUCGGGGCGUGUGCCGGGAGGAAAUCGAGAGGGAGGUGAGCAUCCUGCGGCAGGUGCUGCACCCCAACAUCAUCACGCUGCACGACGUCUAUGAGAACCGCACCGACGUGGUGCUCAUCCUCGAGCUAGUGUCCGGAGGAGAACUGUUCGAUUUCCUGGCCCAGAAGGAGUCGUUGAGCGAGGAGGAGGCCACCAGCUUCAUUAAGCAGAUUCUGGAUGGGGUGAACUACCUUCACACGAAGAAAAUUGCCCACUUUGAUCUCAAGCCAGAAAACAUUAUGUUGUUAGACAAGACAAUCCCCAUUCCACACAUCAAACUGAUUGACUUUGGCCUGGCUCAUGAGAUAGAAGAUGGAGUUGAAUUUAAAAACAUUUUCGGAACACCGGAAUUUGUUGCUCCAGAAAUCGUGAACUAUGAGCCCCUGGGACUGGAGGCCGACAUGUGGAGCAUCGGUGUCAUCACCUACAUCCUACUAAGUGGAGCAUCCCCCUUCCUGGGAGACACGAAGCAAGAAACACUGGCAAACAUCACAGCUGUGAGUUAUGACUUUGAUGAGGAAUUCUUCAGCCAGACAAGUGAACUGGCCAAGGACUUCAUUCGGAAGCUUCUUGUGAAGGAGACGCGGAAACGGCUUACCAUCCAAGAGGCUCUCAGACAUCCCUGGAUCAUGUCAAAAGGAGAAGCCAGAGCCCCUGAACAGUGGAAGACACAACCUGCCCAGCUGAAGACCAAACGCCUGAGAGAGUACACCCUCAAAUGCCACUCAAGCAUGCCCCCCAACAACACUUAUGUCAACUUCGAGCGCUUUGCCUGUGUGGUAGAGGAUGUGGCUCAGGUGGAUAAGGGAUGCCUGGCCCUAGCAGCAGCCCAUGACACCCUGCAGGAUGAUGUGGAGGCCUUGCUGGCUAUCUACAACGAGAAGGAUGCCUGGUACCGAGAGGAGAACGAGAAGGCCCGCCAUAACCUGUCCCAGCUCAAGUAUGAGUUCCGCAAGGUGAAGUCCCUGAAGAAGCUCCUGAGAGAGGACAUCCGGAGCACAGGGGCCGGCCUUGGAGGUGUGGCCAGGAAGCUAGACCAUCUGCAGGGGCAGUUUGAGGCUUUGAGGCAGCAGCUCUCAGCAGACAUCCAGUGGAUGCAGGAGCUGCUGGGCAGUGUUCAGCUGGAGAGCGGGAACACGGAUGGCUACGGUGUGGGCUCCAUGUUCCACCAGAACACCAGUGAGUCCCUGUCGGAGCUGCUCAACAGAUCACACGUGGAGGACAUCCUGGGCGGCCUGAAGCUCUGAGCACGAGUCUAGUCACAGUGCAUUCCCAGGGCUUUGCAGAAGCAUGCUGUCUUCCACUCUGCUGGGGUAUCCCACCGGAUUUAUCCCGCAGAGUGUGUGUGUUCAGCCCUUCUACUCCCUCUAGAGCUCCUCAGCCACUGGGGUGCUAGUUAGUGGCUUACUCUGCACCCCCCUCACCAGCCUGACGACAAAGCAGCUGAGCCAUGGAAAUAAUUAGAAAAUG
Alexandromys fortis (reed vole) is the source of this 1839-nucleotide messenger RNA. RefSeq names its product death associated protein kinase 2 (gene Dapk2). The coding region runs from base 144 to 1616 and encodes 490 amino acids. Gene Ontology annotation, molecular function: protein serine/threonine kinase activity; ATP binding. Gene Ontology annotation, cellular component: cytoplasm; nucleus. The transcript has 10 exons. Gene Ontology annotation, biological process: positive regulation of apoptotic process; protein phosphorylation; intracellular signal transduction. The record is from RefSeq and is a predicted model, not a curated record. Lineage: Eukaryota; Metazoa; Chordata; Mammalia; Rodentia; Cricetidae.